Messenger RNA from Serpula lacrymans var. lacrymans S7.9, 4566 nucleotides. RefSeq lists its product as uncharacterized. Gene Ontology annotation, cellular component: endoplasmic reticulum membrane; Dsl1/NZR complex. The transcript is spliced from 4 exons. Lineage: Eukaryota; Fungi; Basidiomycota; Agaricomycetes; Boletales; Serpulaceae. Bases 1 to 2976 code for a protein of 991 amino acids. Gene Ontology annotation, molecular function: SNARE binding. Gene Ontology annotation, biological process: retrograde vesicle-mediated transport, Golgi to endoplasmic reticulum. The record is from RefSeq and is a predicted model, not a curated record.
AUGUCCUCCUCUGACGACCCAUACACCCACUGGACAGCGCUCUCAGACGACGAGCUCACCGUCGACAAUGUCGAGGAGAUCCUCAGAGCCCUGGAGGACGACUUGUGGGUGGCAGCUGCGUGCGUGGACAGGUUGGUAGACGACGUAGCAGUGCAACGCUCCCUUCUGCAGCUUGGUGUCGAACGGACGGAGAGCGUGGUGGAAAGCGGAAAUAAAUCACUGACUUUCUCUAAAAUCUUGGUGGAGGAAGCUUUGAAUGCAUCAGAUGAUGGGCAGGCUGAUGCAGACUCUAGCGUCGACGCCGAGGUCAAGACACGCAGGGACGCUCUCGCCUCGCAUUUCCGUGACGCGCCUGUCGAUGCUCAGCUAUGUCAGAUGCGUGGCAUACUACUGGAUCGUCUCGACAGGCUCAAUACCUUUGUCGAACUUUGCAAGGAACUUCCUGUAGCGACAAACGAAGAUGAACUUGACGAUGAAUGGGAGGACGAUCCUUGGGCAGACGGAACACCUGACACGUCUUCCACAAAGCCCCCACGAGGCUCACCCGUCGAUUCGCCAGUUCCACUAUCUAUAUUUCUUGUGGACGACUUGCUGGACAUCAGUCGUAUAUUCGCCGCGCAUGAAUAUUAUCCCGCUCUUCAUAUUCUGCUAUCUCGCCAUACUUCAUCCUUAUGGGCAUACCGCUUCACCAUCCUUGACCGUAUACCUGACCAUGCACACCCGUCCGAAUACAGAGAUCUCCUUCCUGGCUGUGAUGCCUCCACUGACAUGGAAGCCCAGUUCACAGGUCAGAAUUGGAGACAGGAGACUGACUGGGCCGAAAGCGUGGACCUAUUGACAAGCACAGAAGUAAUAACGUGGUAUAAACAGCGCGUCGACCGUGUCAUAUCCUCAACAGGCAUGGUCGACAUCGCUCUCGCACUCAUACAACAUGGCGCAUCACAGGGUGUACCCGACCUCGAUGAACUGGGAGAAGAACUCAGUCUUUUAGCACGACUCGUAUACGACGUUCCUCAUUCAAGCGACGCAGCAGAAGAAGAUGACUGGACACUUGCUCGCUGGCAUUCUAUGGAUCCUGCAAGCAUAGUCAAAGCUUACCUAUCUCACUCAACGCCAGAUACCAUAGCCAAGGACAUCUCUAGGCUUGUCAUGCCCUAUCUCUUUGUACUCGAGUCGCGUGCAGAACGAGCAGGACAGCCCGACCCUGAUCUCCCCAAUCGUCUUCUCUACGAUUACAUCCUCACCGCCCCUCUCUCCAUCUCCGCAGCCAUAUUCGAAGCAUCCAAACCCACUCUCCUACCCGCCCAACGUCUCGUCCGUGACGAUGAAGUCCUCGCCAAACUCGCGCUUGCAUGUUUGUAUGGCAGCAACAGCAAGACCGAAUGGUCAACCAUGAGCCGCAUAUUCGAAUGUUUACCCGCUUGGGAUAUAAAUCGCGACGACGAAGACCAAGCAGACGAGGCAGAUUCUACACUGGUAUCCCUCGGCGCAUUCGUCGUACCAUCUACCGCGCGCCCACACUGCACCGCACCCGACCUACUCCUCUUCUUCAACCCUCUCCCCCUUGCUUCACUCUCCCGCGCUCUGGACAUCCUCGACGUACAUCUCGAAUCAGGCGAGAUAUUUGCACGCUGGAACGUCGCCGCCCCUUUGCAGUGGUUCCUACGAAGCAGCCAUGACGCCGCCGAGCAGCGUGCUUGGGCAAACAGGAUGGCACGGCGGGCCGGUGGACCUGGGGAAGAAUUAACGCGACGUGAAGACUGGGAAUGGUUAUUGGAUGACAUGCUCAAGCUCUGUAGCAUAAGCGAGACCGGUUUGAAGAGCGCCUUUGGCCUUCUAUCUAACGACGAGGUCAUUCGAAUAUUCUUUGCAGGCCUUCUGAGCUCGGGUAGAUUCAAUAUCGCCAAAGACAUGCUUCGGUCAGCGAACCAAAAGCUGUCGCUUAGCUCCGACGCGGUCGAAGAUAUCUGUCUAGCCGCAUCGAGGGAGUUUUAUGACAACGCGAGUUCUGGUAACUACAAAUUUGGGGAUAUGAAACUAGCAUAUGAAUGUCUGGACGUCCCCCCACCUUCGGAUAAACUCUCAAGCGAGAAAGAAUUCAUCGAAGCCACCUCGCGUCUGUCUUCCUUCAAUAUCAUAUCCCGUCCCGGCAUCCCCAUCUCCCCUAUCGAAAUCCGCCUAACCAAAGACCGCCUCUCCCUCAUCUCCCGCGUCCUCUCCAGCAACGCAGACGCCUACAAACACACCCAAGUCAUCCUCGACCUCCUCUACAAGCUCGGAUUCCGAAACAACGUCGCCGCCGAGGCCAAGACCCUCGCCAUGCUCGCCGACACCGCUCUGCAAGCCGAGGACUUUGCGAGGGCGUACGAGGCGAGCGAGCGCAUGAUCCACACCGUUCUGCACCUGCGCUCCGCGGCGCCUUUGGGCGUUGAAGAACCCAUGGUGCAGGAAGCGAGCAACGUGUGUUGGGUGGCGUGCUUUCAGCUGGGCCGUCAGCCUGAAUUCCCGGAUGUGCGGAAGAAGCUCUUGCUUCUGGGACGCGCCCUCGAACUAUGUCCGGCGGAUAAACUGCAUGAUGUGCUGAACGCUUGGCGCCGCCUCGAGAAAGAAGAUCUGGAAAGGCGGCGAGAAGAACUGGCAGGUUAUGCGACGAAGGCGCCUCGCAAACGGGUGUCGUCUCCUGAUAAGCAGCUGUCUUCGCUGGGCAUGCGUCUGCAUGAUUUGCAUAUGCCCUCAUCGCCAUUGGUAAACGCAGAAGACGCUGCUGCACUGGCAAGUCGGACAUUCAAUCGCAUGGCAUCAAAUUUCCCAUUCUCUGUUGGCGCGAGAAGUCGUUCUACGUUUUCUAGAGAAGAUGAAUCGGGGGGAAGGGGAGAAGGCGGUGUUGGAUUCGAUGGGGAUGUCGUCUCGGCGCAGGCAAGCCGGGUGCUGCAGAAGGGUAUCGGAUGGCUACUCGGGGCAGACGACGACAGUUGACCGGACUCUUUCAUGACUUUUUACGAGACACCCUUAUUUGUAGUGCAGCUAUAUGUCUUGCAAUCCUACUUUGCAUCAAGUAGAAUAUGUGUUUGGAAAAAAGUAUAUAUGCACAGGACAGGGAGUAUAAAACUUUCAAUAACAAAACGAGAGUAAACAUGAACGAGAGUGUGUCACAACUGCGAAAUAGACGUGCGAUAGGACUAAAUGGUAACAACAACGAAAAAAGGAAAAGACAUUAGAAAUAUGGUAGUGUGGACGCGAAGGACAGGUAGUAAUGCAAGAAAUACAUUGACAACAAAGAUUAUAUGCAAAUAUAAGAUGAUAGGAUAACGCACGCAUACAAGACACUUUAAAAAAAACCAAGAUAUAAUGAGUGGCGGGGGCGGUGACGUUUAUUCUUCAAUCCAUCCAACCAAGGCGAAAGAUCGAGAGCGUAGUUUUUUUGUUGUUGUGUUGGGAUAAUUUUGUGGUGUUAAUACCCACUUCCAAACCGGGCUGCAUCCCCAGUACGUGCUCUGGGUCGGUUAACGACCCCUCCUCCUUUCCUAGCUUCCAAUUCCUUGCCAAACUCGCGAGCACCACGGUCGUCGUGGUCACCAUGCAUCGAUCCCCUCCCACAGACCUCGCAGUAAUCCCUAUCUCUUCCCUCCGUCCCGCGCAGAUCCUCCACUUCGGCCUUCAAAUCCCGCACUUGCCCCUCAAGUUCCCAGAUCUGUCGUUGCCAAGCUUUCUUCGCGGAGAUGAUCUGAUCUUGCAAAGCUUGGAUCACCACAGACUGAUUUCCUGGCGCAACACUGACAGAAGGCCUUCCAUCACUACGCAACGCAGAACCAGGCGUCAUUGGUGACAUUGCAGUACCGAGAGAACUGGGGGAUUCAGACUCCAUAUCUGUAGGAGACUCGGACUCUGCUUGUGGGCCGACGACGAUAUCAGUAAAGUGUGCACUGAAGGUUGUAGAAACGGGGCGGAGUUUUAGAGCUUGGAAAUCGGUAGUGCCAGGCGGUGCACUUUGCGGGGAUUGAGGUGCAGGGGUGAAAAUCGCACUUGCGAUGGGCGUUAUGCGUGACUGAGGAGGCGGCUGAGCAGAUGAAAGGGAGCGUGCACCCGUACCUCCUGUAACGAUGGACAGUGGAGGAGGGGUGUGUUUCCGCUGCGGGCUCGUGUUUUGCUUGACAAUCGGUUGACUGACCUCGAGCACAUCCUGAGAAGCGAGUACAUCUUGCAGUGACUUCCCACCGUUAGAAUCCUGCAAAAGAGAGGGUGACAACGAAGGCACUGGUACGCGAGACGGCGGCAGUUUUGGCGUUGUCGGUACGUGCUGGUACGACACGUUGGUUUCCGAGUAGACAUCCGAAAGAGCAGGUACGGGUGGAGGCGUCGUCUUGUCCUUUUCGCGCUCCCGUCCGUUGAAUAUUCUCAUAAACCCACUUUUCUUAUGUUUCAACGCACGUGGUCCCCCCUGGCCAGAGGUAGCUUCUACCUGGGGAGCCCCCACCAUAGAGUGCAAUGCAUUCCUAGCGCGCGCUCCUGCGCUAAUAGAUCGACCUCUCACCCUGCCCCCCGGUGGACUUUGACUUGCUCCGCUGC